Vanrija pseudolonga is the source of this 1959-nucleotide messenger RNA. RefSeq lists its product as uncharacterized. The record is from RefSeq and is a predicted model, not a curated record. Gene Ontology annotation, molecular function: protein binding. Lineage: Eukaryota; Fungi; Basidiomycota; Tremellomycetes; Trichosporonales; Trichosporonaceae. The transcript has 5 exons. The coding region runs from base 1 to 1959 and encodes 652 amino acids.
AUGCCAGACCCCGCAGCCGUUCUCGACGCCUACAUCUUCGGCGACAUCCUGUCUCACCUCUCCCUCGCCGAGCUCGUGCGCUCGCGGGGCGUUUCGACGAGGUGGCGCAAGGCGGCGGAGCAAAAGCACAUCUACAAGCUGCCGUACCUCAGCUACGAAGGGGUCGAUGCCGGGACGCGGCGCAAACACUACAUCGGUGACAAGGUACUUCGCGAGCAAGGAAACGCUGGCAUCGACUGGAAGCAGCUGUGCGACGAGUACCUCGCGUCCUCACGCGCGUGGGCGGCCGGCAAGCCAGUCACAUCACUGCUCGAGGACAACAGCCUGACAUACCACUCGGCUCUGACCCCCGGGCCCAACGGCGGCGUGUACGUUCUCGACGUAAGCGGCUCGCGACGCGUUAACCAGGCGCAAAUGGAGAUGCCGUACGUGCUUGUCGAGCCGGGGCCAAGUGGCGCGGGCGUGCGCGUCGCCGAGCGCGCCGACACCCCCAGGACGACGGUUACUUUCUCGCCCAGCAUCGGGGUGUACCAGGCCCGCGUGGCAAGCUGCGAGGCGCCGGACAACUACGUCCUCUACCCGUGGUACGUCGAGCUCUGGGUGUCCGCCGGCGUGUGGGAGGACUUUGGCGCCCGCGAGCGCGUGUACGACGCGACCGAGUGGCCCGCGCUUGCGGGCAUGCAGACAAACCCGCCACCACAGGCGACAUAUGCCCCGGAGGGGAUAUAUGCCGGCUUUCGCCGCCUCGCCAUCUUCCCCGCCGCCCCCGAGCAGGGGCCGUAUGGCAUGCGCGUCGCGUCGCCGUACAGCAUACACGUCUCCGUCCCCGACAGCGGCGUGGGCGAGCUCGAGAUCGCCGCAGCGCACUACACGUUCCUUUCUCGCCACGGCGACCACUUCGUCCUCGGCCUGCAGGUGACGCUGCUUGCGUCGACUUGUGACCCCACGCGAGAGGGAGCCGUUGAAACCAUGGCUGGGGAGCCGCACAAGUUCGCCACAAGUGGAUGCCGCCUCGUCCUCGACAACAACUAUGUCUUCCAGGUUUGGGUGCCCGACGACUUGGGCCGCAACACGGAUGCAGCAGUACACGUGUAUUCUCGUGCCCGGGGCGCAUCCACCCCCAGCGGGUUCAUGACCGCCCUCAACGUCGACCUGGAGGCGGCGCUGCAGGCGGGCGUGUCGCCCAUCUUCUGGGUCUCAGUCACGGGGCAGCAGUUUGAUGACCUCGUUGAACCCGCGCUCGUGGAGGAGAUGGAGCGAAACGGCGGGAUUCUCGACCUGCGAGUAGACCCCGUGCGCGCGGAUAACAAGAAGCGCUACAACCUCUAUACUGUGCUGCUGAACGACCGGGAGCGCGGCCGUCCAGGCUUCAGCGGCCUGCAGGUGUGCGGCACCGCCCUCUGCCUGUUCCGUAGCACGGGCUCGGCCUUCAUCAUCCAGGACUACGCCGACGUCUUCGCGUUCGCCGAGACACUCCCGCCCGCCCGGCGUGCAGCCUUCAUCGCCGAGCGCACGGUCAUCCUCGCCACCCCGCGCCCGAUCGACAAGGGCUCGAGCCGCGGGUAUCACUGGGCAGUGUGCGGCACGCGGCUCAUCGACCGCACGCUCCUAUUCGACAUGGAGCGCCUGCCCCGUCUCCCGGACUGGUUGGUGCCGUGGAAACCACGUAGUGGUACGGCGCUGGCACGCGCGUCUCCCCUCGGCACACUGCGCUGCCGAGCCCUGGUCAACGAGGUCCCGGAAGAAGUGCUCCUCGCCCUCGGUGUGCGUCUCGAGCGCUUCGUCCUCACACCCUCCGGGCUGUAUUUCCUCCCUUUUGUGACGGAGCAUGGUCCGUUCGAUGUGGCGCGCAUAAACUCGCCCAAUGAGGUACGCAGAUACGAGGCUAUCCAGCGCGGAGAGUGGAUAUUCAGCCUGAGACGGGUGUGGUUUCCAGCAGAUGGAGAGGGAGCUAGGUAG